UUAACUUUUGUUUCGCUUUUUCAUGCCCUACAAUCGAUUCUCAGGAAAAGUAUUUCCAGCAAAAGAUGGUCCUCAGCUCGAUAAUGUAGUAACGGUUGAGAAUUAUCUUUACUACCUGUCGCUUUUGGAGUCGUUUUACGAGUUGGAGCAAUCUAUGAGUCCAGAAAUAUUCAAAAUUUUCAUGGUUGCUGCUGAAAAACGAUACCUCGAGUUUCUUUUAACGUGUUACAACGGCAAUGUUAACAGAUGGGACUCAAAUAAACCUGUACCAUUGGAUGUCGCUUACGCAUGGCACGCUCACUUACUCUCGCCAUUCCGAUAUUAUGAGGAUAUUGCAUGCGAUAGUGAAAAUGAUACUAUCCAAUUGCAACUUGUCGAAAAUUUUCCCCUGAAAGCAAUGCAUAAGCAGCGAAGGCGUGAUAAAUUAGGUCAUCAGCCGGACAAUUUAAUGUUCAGAGCUUUUCUCUCUUACUCUUGGAGUUCGGAUAGUAGCCAAAGUGCGCAGCUUACCGCUACCUAUGUCUAUCCAUUGGAGUUGACUAAAGACAAGUUGAUGGCCAUUCUUCAGGAAAAAAGAGGAGGAUAUACUUUACAAUACCCAGAUGAAGCAGAGCAUGUGCACGAUAAAUAUGUUUGCUGCACUCGAUGUGGUUCUUGUAACGAGAUUUUAGUUGUCGAAACUUGGGAGCAAUUUGCUCAAUUUAGAACGAAUCCGAAUGCAGUAUUGAAAUGCCCAAGUCAUAUUUGCAAGCAGCCGGAAAACACGAUUGACACGUUUGCAGUUUCUCAAUUACUGUCAUCUCUGCCGUACUCCAUCAAAGGGACAUUUCUUGAUAGCAAAGGAUAUUGCAAAAAGAUGACAGAAGAAGAUAGGGCGAUGCGCGAGAGAUUUUGUCAUGAUCUUUUAUCAAGGAAGGAACAACUUAAAGAAAGCAAGAAUCUUAAAAAUGUCUUGGAUGAUUUGUUACAGUACCCCCGAGAUCAAUCUGGUUAUCCACUCGAUGAAAAACUGUCACGUGAGUAUGACGCGUACGCCAGAGAACUGUCAAAUAUUAUUCGCAGCACUUACGAAAGUAACCCCACACCACUAUCUUUGGAUCUUGUCCAAGCUAUGAUGCGACAGCGCCACUUUGUUAGUACCAUGGUAGCGAAAAUUGCCUGCGUAUGGAAAGAUCCGGUGAACUGUGAGAUACCGGAAGCUAUUCGAGAUUAUCACGAUUUUCUGCUUGUCAAGAAAAAAGCAUUAGCAUCACAGAAAGUGAAUUUUAAAGUGAUAUUCCCCACGUGGGCUAUUGAUGCGGCGUGGCAUGUACACAUGCUGCACCCUUCACGAUACCGUCAAAUGAUGCUGGAUGACCUAGGAAUGGUGUUAAAUCAUGACGAUACAGUACUGCCGAAGCAUUUUGAUAUGUAUGCUAGUGACAACAUGUGGGCAUUGAGCUCCAAUCUCGUAAAACGACCUAACGGAAGCAAUCAUAAAGAAAAGAAGAAAAUGAUCCGAUUGUUCUCAGCCUCAAAAAAAUUGCAAACUAAGAAUGAAAAUUAUAAGACCUUACAGAACGUUUUUUCUAGUCACAUUGCACGACAAGAGCAGCGCAUGUCUCUAACCAUCAAGCCGCAUGAUGUGAGCUAUCAUGGUUCAGUGACCACAACAUAUCCUCCUACAGGUGUAAACACAGUUGCUCAGCGAGAAAAACGGUUUCCAAGAGUUUUUGGUCCUAUCAAACGAGGAAGCACGAUUAUACGAGCGUUACAUACCAGCAUUUACGACUGGGGCGGCGCCCACGGACCCUUACCACGGCUUAUUCUGGGAGAUAAAACGCUUGAAUGGUGGAUGCCAUUAGCCAAUCAUUUUGGGCUGAUGCGCCGUCAGUACUCAAAAAAGUACCGUUUAUGGGGAUGGACGACCAAUGGCUACGACUGGUAUUCUGACGAAGAGUGCAAUUUUACCACUUCCCCCAAAGGAAGGUUCGAUGGCCGGGCUUUCAUUCCAACUCCUACUUUCAAUCGAAGAUAUGGCAAUGGAAGCGGUGGUGGCGGUUAUGGAGGAUUUUCCGCGGGCGAUUCAUCCGGCGGAGGUGAUGGAGGAUGUGGUGGUGAUGGCGGAGGCGGAGGCGGGGGUGACGGAGGAGGCUGUUGAUACCUCAUACCUUACCCCACCUUACACAUAUAACCAAAGCCAUGAAACAGCAAUACAUAUCUUUCAA
Molecule: messenger RNA, 2207 nt
Organism: Zychaea mexicana
Lineage: Eukaryota; Fungi; Mucoromycota; Mucoromycetes; Mucorales; Lichtheimiaceae
Exons: 10
Coding region: 23-2140 (705 amino acids)
Source: RefSeq, a predicted model, not a curated record